AUGGCCCUCCCGUCGCGCCCGAACGCCCGUGUGGGCCUCCCCGCCAACCCGCGAUCUCGCUCGCUCGCUAGGCGACCAACCGCCAGCGUAGAUGUCCGUUUCUCCAGAGAGGACAUGUCGCGCGAGUAUGUGCCCUCCCGCCCUGCUCCGACCCCUCCGCCCACAUCGCAAAUGCGACCCACUCGCUCGAUGACGGACAUACGCUCUGGCGCUCCGCGCUCGCGCUCGCUCGAUCGCAGUCGAGUCGCCCGCCCUACUGAGACUCCGCCGCCCCUCCCCGCCGCCCCGAGUGCAUGGCAGGCGCGCGAGGUCGAGGUAUCGCAGAAGGGUGGAGAUGGACCUCUUGGGUCUCUCAGGCGGUAUGUCUCCCAGAGAAAACGUACAGAUGGGACCAUUACAUCCUGGGGAUCGGCCUCAUCCGAAUCCUCCGCGUCUGGGAACUCUCUGCGUUCUUAUGCUUCUUAUGCCUCGUCCCAGACGAGCUUGGCAGAUGACGACAUGAAGACUACGAGUCCAACAAGCCAAGUUGGUACGCCUGGCUCGGUGCCAGGCAGUCCCGAGAGGUCCCCAAGCUCGCUUGGCUCUUCCCUGUGGACUCGUGUAGCAACUGCUGCGGAAAGCUUAAAAGUAAAUGUGGGCAAAGCCAUCUCUGCUACUGUGACUACUGAGAACGGCGAAAGCACUCCUGAUGGACAAGAAUCCGGUCUCUCCAAAGCUCUGAAGGCAUACCACGUCGACAAGUCCAACGGCGACGCCAAGGAGCUCCCUGACUGGCUGUUCGAAGGACGCGAUCGCGAGAUUGUCAACAGGCUGCGCGGGCCCUCCCUUGAUCAACAACCACCUACAGCGCCAUUCGCGGCCCGUGACGACGCAGCAUCUCCCAUCCCGCGCUCCGCCGCCACCUCCCCCAUCCCCGAGCGUGGGCGCAGCCGAAAUCCGGGCGCGGGCCUGCGCGAUCGCUCGCUCCCCCGCCGCGACGGCAGCGUAUCCGGCUCCCUCCAAGACUCCGUGUCGUCGGUGCACGCCACCGUCCCUUCGCGCGAUAACAUGAACCGUCUCAAAGACCUACGCCUCGCGAAGCGCAACGCGCGCGUACGCUUCGAGGGCCAUGAUGACGAGGAGCCUGUGCCCCCGCGUGCUCCGUCGCGCACCGGUUCAGCGCGACCUGUCCCGCCCAGCGCGUACAAGGACGUCCCCCUGCCCGAGGUGGCCCCGCUUCGCAUCCGACCCCGUGAACCCAGCCAGGAGAGAGGGAUCCCCGCAGUGCCUACCCCGCAGCCGAGGGGAGCCUCCCUGCAGAGGCGGCCGACUGGUCUGCCAACCCGUGCACCGAGUCGUGAGGGGCGGCGCUCUGCGGAAGAGUCUGUCCAGGGCAAUCCGACGCCCUUGGUGAGGCGGCCGACCGGUCUGCCCCUGCGCGCACCGAGCCGCGAGGGGCGCCGCAUCGGCCUCCCGGGGAGUGUCAGGCCGCAGAGGGUCUGA
Molecule: messenger RNA, 1482 nt
Organism: Rhodofomes roseus
Lineage: Eukaryota; Fungi; Basidiomycota; Agaricomycetes; Polyporales; Fomitopsidaceae
Exons: 2
Coding region: 1-1482 (493 amino acids)
Source: RefSeq, a predicted model, not a curated record